AUGUCGUCCAAACGGUACGACCGAAGCAUGAUGGAGGAUAUUGGCAGGCGAGCCUGGAAGACGGCCUCUAGGGCUGCCAAGCAUAUGAGCAAACACUCGAAGAUUGUGAAUCCUUCUAUGGAGAAGUGUAUUCCGCGAUUUGAACGGGGUGAAGUGGUGCUGGGCGAGAUGCUUGGGUCGGGUGGUUUCAACGAUGUCUUUGAAGUGGCGCGGAUUGACCUAGUGCCGGAUGUGUCCCAGGCUGAGCAUGCCAAGAAGAUCUCUUCACCGCUUCAGAGCGAGCAUAGAGCCUUUGUGUCCAAGCACGUUUACCGUGAGUCCUCGCAGAACUGUAGGUAUGCUGUCAAGUUCCUCUCGGUGGAUACCAUUGAAGAUCCCAACAGGUUUUGCACCGGAGCUGCCGAUCUUGUGGUGGAGGCCAAGUUUCUGGCAUCACUCAAUCACCCCAAUAUCAUCAGGCUUCGAGGGAUGGCAGCCGCGGGUACCUCUGGUUUUGCCACAAUGAACGAAAGAGGGUAUUUCUUGCUCUUGGAUCGGUUGCAGUGUACGCUAGAGAGCAAAAUUGAUGAUUGGAAGGAGCUAGACAAUACACUGUCGCCCUCCCAGAAGCGUGCCUUCUUGGCGGAUCGCUUGCACGUUUCUUUCGAUGUAUGUGCCUCUCUGGAGUUCCUUCAUUCUCAUGAUAUUAUCUAUCGUGAUUUAAAGCCCGACAACAUUGGUUUCGACAUUCGUGGUGAUGUGAAGUUGUUCGAUUUUGGAUUGGCGAAAGAGCUGGAUGCCUCCAUGAAGUUUGGCUGCACGGAACUCUAUGAGCUUUCGGGGAACACAGGAUCUCUGCGUUACAUGUCACCUGAGGUAGCAAGAAGUGAGCCCUACAACCUCACUGCGGAUGUGUAUUCGUUCGGACUGCUCCUGUGGCAGAUUUGCUCCCUGCAGCUCCCUUACGACGGAAUGAACCGACAAGACCACUCUGAGCUGGUUGUCCACGGUAACGAACGCCCACAAUUAGAUUCGAACUGGAGUACCCCUCUGCGGAUCCUCAUGAAGAGAGCCUGGGAGCCGGACCCAUUGGUAAGGCCGUCGAUGGACAGUAUAUACAAGAUCCUCAAGCGAGAAAUCUGUGCAUUGAGAGAUGGAGACGAAAGUGGACUCGAGCAUACCCGUCGUCGCUCUACCUUUGUUCUCAAUAGGCCAUCCCAGGCAAACCACAGCGGCAACAGAGCACCUUCAAGAUCUGCCGCCGCCCAACCCAUCAGCGAAGAUUGA
Molecule: messenger RNA, 1266 nt
Organism: Seminavis robusta
Lineage: Eukaryota; Bacillariophyta; Bacillariophyceae; Naviculales; Naviculaceae
Source: the annotation of a GenBank genome assembly